Messenger RNA from Gordionus sp. m RMFG-2023, 5451 nucleotides. Its product is annotated as fibrillin-1-like. The transcript is spliced from 4 exons. The record is from RefSeq and is a predicted model, not a curated record. Gene Ontology annotation, molecular function: nucleic acid binding. Bases 1 to 5451 code for a protein of 1816 amino acids. Lineage: Eukaryota; Metazoa; Nematomorpha; Gordioida; Chordodea; Parachordodidae. Gene Ontology annotation, biological process: DNA integration.
AUGGGGGUAUUAAGUGAAAUAUUUUCUAGAUGGGGAUAUCCGGAAUUGUUAGUAUCGGAUAACGGACCGCAAUUUACUAGUUAUUCAUUCAAAGAAUAUUGCAAGAGACAUAGAAUAAACCACAUACUGACCCCUCCUUACCACCCGAGCUCCAACGGAGGGGCGGAACGGAUGGUGAGAACAGUUAAAACUGCCAUGGAGAAAAAUGCAACCAAUAACAAGUACAAUAAUUUAAAUGAAUUCUUAUUAGUUUAUAAAAACACCCAGCAUACGACUACGGGACAAACCCUAGCACUGAUGAUGUUUAGACGGAAUGCUUGGAAUUAUCUUAAAAUGAUUAAAGAAACCCAUGAGAGCAAACAAGACGAUACGCACGCAGAUCAAAGAGUUACAUUUUUCAAGAUAGGACAAUCAUUAAGGACGAAUAGUGACAAAGUAAAGUGGAUCAAGGGGACUAUAGUGGGCCGAUCGGGGAAGUUCAUAUAUACUGUGGAUAGUGCUAAGGGCAGUGGAAGAGACAUAAGGAUCAAAUUAGAAAAUCUUUUUAAAAAAGGGAGAUUGCUACAAUAUAAACUUGCAGUCCAAGGCAGUUUAAGACCCUUUGGUUCUCUUGAAAGUCCUGAAUUAUGUGAUGAUGAUGGAAAACCUUAUUGUUUAUGUGGUGAUGGAUACAUUUUAAAAUCUGAUCAAAAAUCAUGUGUAAUAAAUCCAUGCUCUAAUAAUCCUUGUAAAAAUUCAUUAUGCUUGCCUUUAGAGGAAAAUUUUCGUUGCUAUUGCCCGCGGUCAGGAUUUUUAUAUAAGAACAAUAUUUGUUGUGAUGAUGUUUAUAUUAAUAAUUGUUUUUGUUCGAUGUCAAAACCAUUUUUUGAAACAAUAUGUAACUCUAAUUGUAAAAGUUGCCAGUAUCGAUGCAGUAUAAAUAAAUAUGGAAACAUUAUAUGUUUAUGUCCAAAAGGAAUGAUUUUGUCGCAAAAUAGUAAAACUUGCGAAAAAGAUGAUUGUUCUAUUAAUAAUGGAAAUUGUUCGGAUUUAUGUAAAAUGAAUAAUGGUCUUCCUAAAUGUUAUUGCUAUAAUAAUACCGCUUUAUUAAUUAAUGAAAAGCUUUGUUGUAAUUCAACAAUUUGUAAAUAUCCUAUUACCUAUUUCAAAUCACAAAUUAAUUCUUAUAUUGUAAACCCAUGUAAAAUCAAUAAUGGUGGUUGUAGCGAUUUUUGUUACUAUGAUUUUGAUCUUCUAAGACAAUAUUGUAUUUGUCCUUUAAAAAAAAUCUUAAAUAAAUUGAAUAAAAAGAUUUGUGAAACAUGUCCUGAAAGUCAAAAGUGCUCAGAUUGUCAAAUAGAUUUGGAUGAAACAAUAUGCAAUUGUAAAGUAAACAAUAAGAAUGUGUUUGCAUUGCCUUCAUAUGAUAUAUUUAAAAAAACAUUCACUAUUAGUUCUUGUUGUUCCAUAGAUCUUAUUGACAAUUUACCCAAAUGCAAUUGCUCUAUUGCACAUAUUAAAAUUUUUACUGAGAAUGGUUAUGUAUGUGUACCAGAUUUAUGCAAUAUUGAAGGGCAUAAUUGUGACCAUUACUGUGGCUUGAAAUUAAUUUCAUCUUCACUUAAAAAGAUUUGCUCAUGCAGAAGGGGAUUUUUUUUAUCUUCCAACCAAUAUUCGUGUUGUGAAGAAAAUUCAAAUGAUUGUAAUUGUUUAAAUAACCCAGAAAUUUGUUGUCCAGAUUUAUGUUCAUUAGAAAAAAAUAAAUGUAGCCAUGAAUGUCAAGUAAUAAAUGAAAAUAAAGUUUGUUCAAAAAUUUGCAAAUGCCCCAAUGGAAUGUUUCUAGGAAAAGAUGGUCAAAACUGUUAUCAAGAUCAUUGCUAUCAUAACAAUGCCGGAUGUCAACAUAUAUGUCAUUCAUUUUAUUUUAAUGAGGGUAUAAAAAUGAUGACGCCAUGUUUUUGUCAUCCAGGAUAUAUUUUAUUAUCGGAUGGCAAAAAUUGUCAUAAAAAUGAUGAAUGUUUAAUAAACAAUGGGGGAUGUGUUGGUAUAUGUUUUAUAUACAAAGGAGUUAAACAAUGUUCUUGCAAAAAUCUUAAUAGUCCGAAUAGUGAUAUUAAAUGGUUUUUACAUGGUGACGGAUACUCUUGUUGUUCCUUAAAUUUCCAAAAAUGUCUAUGUAACAAAACUUCAAUAUUAUCAAAAGACCAAAGACUUUGUAUAAAUAAUCCUUGUUUAAUAAAUAAUGGGGGAUGUGCUGAUCAAUGUUAUUUAAUAUUUAGAAAUGAAUAUGAACCAAUUGCCACAUGUAGAUGUUCAUUACCUUAUUUUCUCUCAGGAAACUCACAUUCUUGUUGCAGAUAUGAUAAUAACGAAUCGGAAUGUUAUUGUGCUCCCAAUUAUAUAAGUAUUAAAAAUUCAUCAGUAUGUUUAUAUGAUAUUUGCCAUGUUGACAACGGUGGUUGCAGUCAAGCAUGCUCAUUUAAUGGAAACGAAGUCAUGUGUUCAUGUUACUCGAAUUUUCAAUUAAUGAAUGAUAAAAGAUCAUGUUGUUAUUACAACAAUAUAACUUGUGUUUGUGGAAAAGAUUCUAUUUAUAUAAACUCAACUUGUUACCAAUCAUUUAAAAAUAAUGUAAACGAAGAUACACUCAUGAUAUUUGAUAAAAAUGAUUUAAAAUUGAUAGAUGAUAAUUAUGAAUGUAGCAAGUUUAAUUAUCCUUGUUCUCAGAUAUGUAAAUCAACUGGAUUAAUAGGUUAUACUUGUUCGUGUUAUAGCAAUUUUAUACUUCAAGAUGAUAAAAGAAGUUGUUGUAAUACUUAUAGGGAUUAUUGUUACUGCGCAUUUCCUAGUGUCUAUUCUAAUUUAAAUAAAAAAUGUAUCAUGAAUCCUUGUGAUAAUUAUAAUGGAGGUUGUGCUCAUAUAUGUGAACUAAUGAAUUCAAUUAUAAAAUGCUCAUGUAAGAAAGGAUAUGAAAUUUCAGAUGAUAAAAAAUCUUGUUGUUUGAAUAAUAUCUGUGAAUGUGGAGAAGGAUACAUUUAUGAUAUUUUAACAAGAAGGUGUAAAAUUAAUAUAUGUGUGGAUACAGAUGCAGAUAUCAAUCAAAUUUUUAAAAAAUGUUUAGCAGAUGAAGAAGACUGUUUAUGUCCUUACAAUAGGAAUUUAUAUUUAGAUAUGUACAUGAAAAAAUAUUGUAAAAUUGACAAAGAAUGUUUUAAUUGUGAUUGUAAAAAUAUUAUCACAAAAUUUAGUAUGUUAUGCCCGUUAUAUAAACCAUGUACAAUAAACCAGUGUUCUCAAAUUUGUUUUGAGUUUCAAAAAAAAAUAUACUGUCAAUGCAAAAUCGGAUAUUUCUUACAUUCUGAUAAAUCCUCAUGUUGUAAAGAUUUUACCAAUGGCAUAUAUGACAAUUGUGAGUGUAAUUCUACUUCAAUAUUAAUUAAAGGAAAUAAGUGUCUAAAUGAUUUAUGUUCUAUCGAAAAUGGAGGAUGUGUCUACAAGUGUAUUAAGAGUACCAAAGGUAAAAUAUGCCUAUGUCCAAGUAAUUUUGUUUUGGGAACUGACGAAAAAUCUUGUUUUUACAAUAGAUGCAUAAUUGAUGGGCAUUCUUGUUCUCAGAUAUGUAUUCCCCUUAAUGAUAAAUUUGUUUGCUCGUGUAAAAAUAAUUAUAUACUUGGAAAAGAUCAAAGAAUUUGUUGUUUAAAAAAUAAUAUUAAAUCAUGUGUAUGCCCUAAUAAUUUUUAUAUAUGCUACGAUAAUACAAUGUGUUGUUUUGAUUUUUGUAAAUUAAAUAAUGGAGGAUGCUCAGAUUUUUGCAAAAUGGAUAUUAAAGGUAAUAUUAACUGUUCUUGUAGAAAAGGGGCUAUAAUGAAGGAAGAUUUGAAAACAUGUAAAUGUGAAAAUAAAGAAUGUAUGCCAAUUUGUUCAAAAAUAAAUAUAGAAAGUUGUGUAUGUCAGGACACAUUUAUUGUUUCAUCUAAUAAAAGUUGUUAUAAAGACAUGUGUUCUGUUGAAUAUUUAAAAUGUGCAGAUAAAUGUAUUAAUGAUUUUGGAAGAAUAAAAUGUACCUGCAAUGAUAUUAAACAAAUUCAGAUAAAUGAGCGUAUAUGUACAAAUGACUUGUGUAAUGAAAUUAAAUGUACCUAUAGUUGCCAAGUAUAUGACGGUAUACCAAAAUGUUUAUGUCCAUUAGAAAAAAUUUUGGCUAAUGAUCAAAUUACCUGUAUAGAUAACCCAUGCUUUAGCAAGAAUUGCAGUCACAAUUGCUCAUUUAUAGAUGACAUCCCCAAAUGUUAUUGUUUACCUAAUUUUAUAUUAGGAUCAGACGGCAAAACAUGUUUCUCUAAUAAAUGCUUGCAGAAAGUUUGUAAUCAAUCGUGUGAAAUUAAUUAUUUCGACGGUAGUACAAAUUGUGCCUGUUUAGAAAAUUAUGUCUCAAUAGAAUCUGGAAAAUAUUGUGUAAAAGAUGAAUGCAACAAAACAUGUGAACAUAUUUGUAAAUAUGACAACGUAUCAAAUAGAUUUAAAUGCGCUUGUUAUAAUAACACUUUUAUAUUGGGAAAUGAUGGAAUUCAUUGUUAUUUUAAUUCAUGUUCAAUAAAUAAUGGUGGAUGUGCAGAAGAGUGCAAGUUUAAUGCAAAAGAUGGUAGUUCUAUGUGCGGGUGUAGAAAUAUUUUGCAGCCUCAAGCUUUAAAUUUUAUGGCAUGUUGCGAUAGCCAGGGUAAAAAUUGUAAAUGCAAUAAUGAGUUUGCUAUCUUAAAUAAUGAAAAAACAUGGUGCACCUCUAAUAUAUGCAAAUUCAGAGAUGAUGAAGAUAAAUGUGGCCACAACUGUGUUGUUGAUGUAAAAUUAGGUGUUAGUGUAUGCAAAUGUGAAUCUAGUUUUUUAUUGGCAAAUGAUAACAAAAGUUGCUUUAAAGAUAAUUGUAAAAUAAAUAAUGGAGGAUGCCAAAAAACAUGCGAAAUCGAUAAAUAUACUGGCGUAAUAAAAUGUUUAUGCGAAGAUGGUUUUAUUUUAAUGGAAGAUGGAAAAAAUUGCAUAGAAAAUCCUUGCACUAAAAUAAAAUAUAAAAUUUGUGCACAUAUAUGCAUUCCUUAUAAAAGUUCCUAUAUCUGUGGGUGUAAUGAUGGAUACAUUCUAGAUCCAGAUAAUUCCACUUGUUGUAAUAUAGAAACAGGACUUUGUGAUUGCAAUGAUAUAACUUAUCUUAGCACAGAUAAACAUCAUUGUUGGUUUAGUGCAUGUAGUGUCAAUCUGGGGAAUUGUUCUACAAGAUGUAAUAUUUACAUGGAUAGUGGCCUGGUUGAAUGUUCAUGUCGUACCAAUUACAUACUUGAUCCUACUAAUGGAAAAAAAUGUAUUUUAGAUCCAUGUUUUUCAACAAAUGGUGGAUGUGAGCAUGAAUGCUACGUUGGAAUGUUUCAAAAUAAACUGUGCAGAUGUAAUUCUGGAUUUAUAUUGAGAGAAGACAAGUAA